This is a messenger RNA of Alosa alosa (allis shad), 1453 nucleotides long. RefSeq lists its product as uncharacterized. The coding region runs from base 9 to 1385 and encodes 458 amino acids. Lineage: Eukaryota; Metazoa; Chordata; Actinopteri; Clupeiformes; Clupeidae. The record is from RefSeq and is a predicted model, not a curated record. The transcript has 2 exons.
GAAAAGCAAUGGACAAUCUGAAAGCCUCCGAGGCAUAUCAAUACCUGCACAGCAACAAAGUCGGUUGUGUCAUGUCAUACAAACAUGAUCGUUUUGUUUAUCUGAAAGCAAAUGUAGAGCCUAGCCAGUGUUUGAACAAUGCGUGGCAUAAUGCUUGGGUGCUGGUAACUGAAGCUGGAGAAGUCAAAACUGCGGGAUGUACGUGUGUUGCUGGACCAGGGAGAUCUUCUUCCCACUCAGCUGCGAUCCUGUGGAAGGUAGAAAAUGCUGUGAGACAGGGGAAAACCGGGCUUGCCUGCACAGACAGACAGAACCAGUGGAAUGCUGGGUCUAAAAGAAAUGCUGGUCAGAGGAAGAUGAAGUAUGUGCGCUUCAAACGACACAACAGGAAGGAUCUCUACCAGCCGCCACCAACUUCACAGCCAUCCUCUACCACUCCAGAACCGGCACAGAAGGUGACACUCUUUAGGAAUCAUGAAGAGUGGAGGAAGAACGCACUUGCCUCACCAAUGGCAGAACUUUUCAAUUGCCCUGGGAGUAGCCUCCUGCAGCUCUGCUUUAAUGCUAAUACCUCCUCCAUCACCGAGCCAACACCAUGUCCACGCCUCCAUCUCCUAACCCAUGAUGAGCACCACACACCACUGACUUGUGUAAAAUGUAGAACCUUCUAUGAUGAAUACAUUAACAUGUCCACAGCCCAGCUUGAGGAGAUUGAGAAGGUUACAAAAGCACAGAGCAAAGAACAGGUCUGGCAUGAUGCGCGGAGAGUGCGCAUCACAGCGAGCACGGCUAGAAAGGUGCCCAUUCGCUCAACCACGGCACCUGACAAGUUUUUGUCAGAACACUUACACCCAUCCUUCCGUGGCAAUGCCGCAACCCGUCAAGGAGCGGAGGGGGAGGAACUUGCAAGGGACUAUUUGGAAACUCUGGGCAACAGCAUUGAAACCAAAGGCUUAGUGGUGUGCGAAAAGGAACCGUGGCUUGCAGCAUCUCCCGAUGGAGUGAUAAACAAAGACAUUCUGUUGGAGAUCAAAUCACCUGUGAUGGGAAACAAGUCACUAGCAGAAUUUUUGGCAACAAAGAACUGCGAAAUCACAACUGUGGCAAACGGAGAUAGGGUAGAUUACCAUAUUGCCUGCAAUGGUCCAAAAGGCUACUACAUGCAGGUACAAAUUGGGAUGCACUGCACAGGGCUUCAGCACUCCAAGUUGGUGAUCUGGAACAAAACUGAGCACCUAGAAAUCGAAGUACCCUACGACCAAGAAUUUGUCCAGGGCCAUAUCAUAAGGCUGCGCACAUUCUACUUUGCCCACAUGCUCCCGAAAAUUGUUGAUGAUUUUGUUGAGGGAAGGUUACAGUUCUGCAGUAAAUAUCGCAGCAUUUGAAAAAUAAUAUAAAACUGCCUUAUUUAGGUCAUGCCCACAGGAGCCAACAGUUGUCCGUUAUUUACAUA